Messenger RNA from Lodderomyces margitis, 2124 nucleotides. RefSeq names its product adenyl-nucleotide exchange factor (gene MSI3). Lineage: Eukaryota; Fungi; Ascomycota; Pichiomycetes; Serinales; Debaryomycetaceae. Gene Ontology annotation, molecular function: ATP-dependent protein folding chaperone; ATP binding. The transcript has a single exon. The coding region runs from base 1 to 2124 and encodes 707 amino acids. The record is from RefSeq and is a predicted model, not a curated record. Gene Ontology annotation, cellular component: cytosol; nucleus. Gene Ontology annotation, biological process: protein folding.
AUGUCUGUUCCAUUUGGUGUUGAUUUAGGUAAUAACAAUACUGUUAUUGCCUGUGCCAAAAAUAGAGGUAUUGAUAUUGUUGUCAAUGAGGUUUCUAACCGUUCAACUCCUUCAUUAGUUGGAUUUGGACCUAAGUCCAGGUACUUGGGAGAAACUGCCAAGAACCAACAAACUUCCAAUAUCAAAAAUACGGUUGAGAAUUUAAAGAGAAUUGUUGGGUUACCUCAUAAUCAUCCUGAUUUCAAGAUUGAACAGGAGUAUUUCACUGUGCCUUUGGUACAAAACAAAACCGACCAUGGGGUUUCUGCUAAAGUCAAAUACUUGGGUAAAGAUCAUGAAUUCACUGCUACUCAAUUAUUAGCCAUGUACUUGGAUAAAAUCAAGGAUACUGCCGUUAAGGAAACCAAGGGUAACGUUAAUGAUAUUUGUUUAUCAGUUCCAGGUUGGUACACUGAGAAACAACGUCGUGCUGCUGCUGAUGCAUGUAAGAUUGCUGGAUUGAACCCAGUCAGAAUUGUCAAUGAAAUGACUGCUGCUGCUGUUGGAUAUGGUGUUUUCAAAGCAGCUGAUUUACCAGAAGAUGAUUACAAAAAAGUGGCAUUUGUUGAUGUUGGACACAGUUCAUAUCAAGUUUCAAUUGCUGCUGUCAAAAGAGGUGAAUUGAAGAUUUUGGGAGCUGCCUAUGAUAAACACUUUGGUGGAAGAAAUUUCGAUUACGCCAUUGCUGAGCAUUUUGCUGAUGAAUUCAAAACCAAGUACAAGAUUGAUGUUAGAGAAAACCCUAAAGCUUAUUACAGAGUAUUGACAGCUGCCGAAAAAUUGAAGAAGGUUUUAAGUGCCAACACACAAGCUCCUUUCAAUAUCGAGAGUGUUAUGAAUGACGUUGACGUUUCAUCAUCAUUGACUAGAGAAGAUUUGGAAAACUUGGUUAAACCAUUGUUGGAAAAGAUUCACAUUCCAAUUGAAACCGCAUUGAAGGAUGCUGGAUUAAAAGCUGAGGAAUUGGAUUCUAUUGAAGUCAUUGGUGGAUCUUCAAGAAUCCCCACUGUUAAAGCCAAGAUCUCUGAAGUUUUUGGUAAGCCAUUGUCGUUUACUUUGAACCAAGAUGAAGCUAUUGCUAAAGGUAAUGCUUAUAUCUGUGCUUGUCAUUCUCCAACUGUUAGAGUCAGACCAUUCAAGUUUGAAGAUUACAACCAAUACACUGUUUCAUACUUUUGGGAUAAAGAAGAUAACGAAGAUGAGGACCACUUGGAAGUAUUUCCUAAAGGGGGAUUGUUCCCAAGUACCAAGAUUAUUACCUUGUACAGAAAAGGACCAUCUUUUGACAUUGAAGCUAAAUACACCAAACCACAAGAAUUACCAAAGGGUACUGAACACUUUAUUGCCAAGUGGAAGAUUGGUAAUGUUGAACCAAGUGCUGGCGAAUCUUCAAUUGCUGUUAAAUUGAAGUUGAGAAAUGAUCCAUCUGGUUUCUACACUAUUGAAUCAGCCCAUACUGUUGAAGAACAAAUUGUUAAGGAAUUGGUUGAACCAAAGGAAGGUGAAGGUGAAUCCAAGGGUGGUGAUGACGAUGAAGAAGAGGAACAAGCUGAACCACAAUAUAAAGAAGUUAAGAAAUUGGUCAAGAAGAAUGAUUGUUCAAUUGAAGUUGACUGUGCAGCCUUACCCGAAGCUCAAUUACAAAAAUUCAUUGAAGAAGAAGGACAAAUGAUUGCUGAAGAUAAAUUGGUUGCUGAUACCGAAGAAAGAAAGAAUCAAUUGGAAGAAUACAUUUAUGAAUUGAGAGGUAAAUUGAGUGAAGAAUACAAGGACUUUGCCAAGAAUGAAGAAGUUGAGAAAUUGACUGGAUUGUUACAAAAGGCUGAAGAUUGGUUGUAUGAUGAUGGAUACGAAUCAACUAAAGCUAAAUACAUUGCCAAAUAUGAAGAAUUGGCUUCAAUUGGUAAUGUCAUUAGAGGUAGAUAUUUGGCCAAGGAACAAGAAAAGAAGGAACAAUUUAGACAAAAACAAGAAGCAGCUCAAGCACAAGCCAUGGCUGAGAAAAUGGCCAAUGCUAGAAAAGAAUCGAAAGGUGGUAAAGAGGGUGAUAAGAAGGAUGCUGAAGGUGAUACCAAGAUGGAUUGA